Molecule: messenger RNA, 2184 nt
Organism: Rhizopus microsporus ATCC 52813
Lineage: Eukaryota; Fungi; Mucoromycota; Mucoromycetes; Mucorales; Rhizopodaceae
Product: actin-like ATPase domain-containing protein
Exons: 10
Coding region: 1-2184 (727 amino acids)
Biological process (GO): regulation of DNA-templated transcription
Cellular component (GO): cytoplasm; Ino80 complex
Source: RefSeq, a predicted model, not a curated record
AUGGUUGAAGCCAGUAUACCAAAGUAUUACACACUUGAAGAAAAGGAAUAUAUUGCACCUUAUUACACUGUGCGAGAUGAUUAUCAACAUUAUCAAUCCUUAAAUACACCCAUUGUUAUUGAUAAUGGAUCUAAACAAUGCAGAGCCGGUUGGGCUACGGAAAAACUCCCUUCGCUUGUCUUUGAUAAUGUCGUUUCAAAAUAUAAAGAUCGUCGACUCAACACCAAUACUUUGGCUGUUGGAAUGGAUGCCUUGGCAGAUCCAGCAGCUAAAUCAAGUGCUCGUUCACCAUUUGAUGCUAAUGUUGUUUGUGAUUUUGAAAAGAUGGAAAAUGUCUUGGAUUAUAUAUUUUUACUGUUGGGCAUAAACACAUCGAGCAUACAGCAUCCUAUCAUCAUGACAGAGGCUGUUUGUAAUCCAAGUUAUAGUCGAAACUUGAUGAACGAGCUUUUAUUUGAAGGAUACAGAGUGCCUUCAGUUGCCUAUGGUAUAGAUUCGUUAUUCAGCUACUAUGCAAAUAAUGGAACCAAGGAUGACGGUGGUAUAAUCAUAUCUUCAGGAAAUACAUCAACCCAUAUUAUUCCAACCAUUGGAGGCAGAGGUGUGCUUUCUAAAACAAAACGGAUCAACUAUGGAGGCACACAAGCUACAGACUACAUGUUAAAGUUGAUGCAGCUUAAGUAUCCUACAUUUCCAACCAAGAUGACAGUCGGACAGGCAGAAGAUCUUGUCCGUACACAUACAUUUGUUGCCAAAGAUUAUCAAGAGGCAUUGAAACGAAUAGAAGAUAGAGACACGUUUCAAGAGAUAGAUAGAAUCAUUCAGUUCCCUUUUGCCGCACCCAUUGUGGAAGAGAAAUCUGCAGAGGAGUUGGCAAGACAGGCAGCUAAAAGGGAAGAGAAUGCGCGAAGACUACGUGAAUCAGCAGCUCGAUCUCGAUUAGAAAAAUUGGUUGCUCGUGAACAACAAUAUGAAGCAUUUACCAAUUUGAAAAAUGCCAAAGGAACAAUAAAGAAAGCAGACUGGCUUGCUCAAUUAAAAGAGGCAGGUUUUAAGGAUGAAUCUGAUUUGGAUGAUACGAUCAAGCAACUGGAUACUGCAAUCCAAAGAGCACGAAAUAAGGAACUGGGUAUUGAAGAGAAUGAAGAAAAGGAGCCACCAGCAACAGACUUGAUUAAUGUUCCAGACGAUCAGUUGGAUGAAGCAGGAAAGAAGGAAAAGAAAAAGCAAAAGUUAAUGAAGGCAAACUACGAUGCUCGUCAGCGAGCUAAAAAGGCCAAGGAAGAGGCUAGACUCAAGGAAGAAGAGGAAGCGAAACUGGAAGAACAGAAACGUAAAGAAGACCCUGCGGGCUGGGUUCAGUCCAUCAAAGAAAAGAGACAACAGGUGAUUGAUCGAUUAAAGAAAAGAAAACGACUAGCUUCAGAGUUGGCAGACCGAAGAAGUCGCGCUUCACAACUUCGUAUGAAGUCCAUCGCUAAUUUAGCAAGUGAUAGUCCAACAUCAAAACGUAGAAGAAAAGGAGCUGAGGAAGACACAUUUGGACAGGAUGAUGAAGAUUGGGCUAUUUAUAGAGAAAUUAGUCGAGAAGAUGAAUCUGAUGAAGAGGAGGAGGAUAUGUCACAGUUGAAUCAGUAUGAAUCUUUACUUUUACAAUAUGAUCCCGACUUUUUACCUGAGCAUCUGUAUGAAUCCAUAUCAUCACCCACAAAUACGUUAAUCCAUCUUUUAACACGAGGCAUGUAUCCUCCUUGGGAUCCUACAGAUAUAGCACAAAGCUAUCAGCUUCAUGUAAAUGUCGAACGCGUCCGAGUGCCUGAAGUCUUGUUUCAGCCCAAUAUCAUUGGCUUGGAUCAAGCUGGUUUGAUAGAAACAGUGAAUGAUAUUGUGAAAACCUUUGAUGUGAAUCAAAGACAAAAGAUAAUGCAGAAUAUAUUCCUUACGGGUGGCUAUAGUCAAGUACCUGGUUUAUCCGAUAGAAUCCAUGCAUCAUUACAAUCCAUUUAUCCUGUAAACACAAACAUUACUGUCAAAAGGGCCAAGGACCCAUUAUUGGAUGCAUGGAGAGGAGCUGCCAUGUUUGGUCAAGACAAUACAAAUAAGCAGUAUUUUGUAACAAGAAAGGAAUAUGAAGAAUAUGGCUCUGAUUAUCUCAAAGAACAUGGCUUGGGCAACAUAAAUUAA